AAAAGCAACUUCACCAUAUUUAGCUGGCUUGCCGAAGCCCCGCAGAGUUGAGCUGUCAAACCAGACCUCAAAUCUUAGCACUUCUCGGCGGAUACAGCUCGCUUUUGACGCCUCCUUCCUCCCCGACUGGAUACAACUCAACUAUCCGGAGUGUUUGGUGAAUGCGGCGGCGUCCAAAAGUAUCCGUCGGAUAUCCAACUCUGCAACUACCGAGCUAGCCGCCAGAGCUAACCACUGUUGCUACCGCGUCGCUGGCUCUGUCGUCGAUACGAAUUAGUGUCACAGUUUUUAACGGACGACCGUCGAUGGGGUUUAGUUCGGACUCGACGACCCCGCUAAAAUGAUCUCCUGACAGUUCCUCUGUUCCGAGACAGGCACUUUUCGUCCGAGCUAAGGGGCUAGUUUGGCCAGCUAGCCGGGCUUCACCGCCACAGCGCCGCGUUGGGAGAGCAGCAGCAGCUUCCGUUCGGAUUCGGUUCGGAGAAAAGAAGAUACGAGUAACACCCGGCUCGGCUUUGCUGUGCGGUCACGGGGGUUGGGUAGACCGGGACACCCAGUCUCGCUGGGUUUGCUGAGGCGUUCCACGAGCGAAGAAGACACCGGGUCGAGCGGAGGAGAAGAGCCAGUCGUUUGACAACUGUGAUCCGGGUAGCGAACCGGGCAGGGACCUCAUGAAUGGAAAUCGGAACUACAGGAGCCGUUGGGGCCCAGUCCCUAUUCUCCAUGCCAAGACGGCCUGGCUAUGGCACCAUGGGAAAGCCAAUCAAGCUGCUGGCCAACUGUUUUCAGGUGGAGAUCCCCAAGAUGGAUGUCUACCUGUACGAGGUGGACAUCAAGCCUGAUAAAUGCCCCAGACGAGUCAACAGGGAGGUGGUGGAUUCCAUGGUACAGCACUUUAAGGUGACAAUCUUUGGGGAUAGAAGGCCAGUCUAUGAUGGAAAGAAAAGUCUGUACACAGCCAAUCCACUGCCUGUGGCACCCACUGGGGUGGACCUGGAUGUUACGCUGCCAGGGGAAGGAGGGAAAGAUCGUCCUUUUAAAGUGUCUAUCAAGUUUGUGUCUUUGGUCAGUUGGCACAUGCUCCAUGAGGUGCUAACUGGCCGCAGCAUGCCUGAGCCUCUGGAGCUGGACAAACCCAUCAGCACCAACCCUGUACAUGCUGUGGAUGUGGUUCUAAGACACCUGCCAUCUAUGAAGUACACGCCUGUUGGACGAUCUUUUUUCUCUGCUCCUGAGGGGUAUGACCACCCCCUAGGAGGUGGAAGGGAAGUGUGGUUUGGCUUUCAUCAGUCGGUGCGCCCUGCCAUGUGGAAGAUGAUGCUGAACAUUGAUGUAUCUGCCACUGCCUUCUACAAGGCUCAGCCUGUCAUUCAGUUCAUGUGUGAAGUGCUGGACAUCCACAACAUAGAUGAGCAGCCUCGUCCUCUCACCGACUCACACCGAGUCAAGUUCACCAAAGAAAUCAAAGGCUUGAAGGUGGAGGUGACACAUUGCGGAACCAUGCGGAGGAAGUACCGGGUCUGUAAUGUAACCCGCCGACCAGCAAGCCACCAAACGUUCCCGUUGCAACUGGAGAAUGGUCAGACUGUAGAGCGAACUGUUGCCCAGUACUUCAGAGAGAAGUACAACCUGCAGCUCAAGUAUCCCCAUUUGCCCUGUCUUCAGGUGGGCCAGGAGCAGAAGCACACCUACCUGCCCCUAGAGGUGUGUAAUAUUGUGGCUGGUCAGCGUUGCAUCAAGAAGCUGACGGAUAAUCAGACCUCCACCAUGAUCAAAGCAACCGCUCGCUCUGCACCAGACAGACAGGAGGAGAUCAGUCGACUGGUGCGCAGUGCCAACUAUGAAGCCGAUCCAUUUGUGCAGGAAUUCCAGUUCAAAGUGCGCGACGAAAUGGCCCACGUGACGGGGCGAGUGCUGCCCGCCCCCAUGCUGCAAUACGGCGGCAGGGUGAGCACAGAGCACUUUAUGAACCGCACUGUAGCCACACCCAGUCACGGAGUUUGGGACAUGAGGGGAAAGCAGUUCCACACUGGUGUGGAGAUCAAGAUGUGGGCCAUCGCCUGCUUUGCCACUCAGAGACAAUGUCGAGAGGAAAUUCUGAAGGGUUUUACCGACCAGCUGCGCAAGAUCUCCAAGGAUGCUGGGAUGCCAAUCCAGGGCCAGCCAUGUUUUUGUAAAUACGCCCAGGGAGCUGACAGUGUGGAGCCCAUGUUCAGGCACCUGAAGAACUCGUACGCUGGACUGCAGCUCAUCAUCGUCAUUCUGCCGGGGAAGACUCCCGUCUACGCUGAGGUGAAGCGUGUCGGCGACACGCUCCUGGGCAUGGCUACCCAGUGCGUUCAGGUGAAGAACGUGGUGAAGACAUCACCUCAGACUCUCUCCAACUUGUGCCUCAAGAUCAAUGUAAAGCUGGGAGGCAUCAACAACAUUCUGGUCCCUCACCAACGACCCUCGGUGUUCCAGCAGCCAGUCAUCUUCUUGGGAGCAGAUGUAACUCAUCCACCGGCUGGAGACGGGAAGAAACCGUCCAUUGCAGCAGUGGUUGGCAGUAUGGACGCCCAUCCCAGCCGGUACUGUGCCACAGUGCGCGUCCAGAGACCCAGACAGGAGGUCAUUCAGGACCUAGCCUCGAUGGUGCGGGAACUGCUCAUCCAGUUCUACAAGUCCACUCGCUAUAAGCCCACCAGGAUCAUCUUCUACAGGGACGGAGUUUCAGAAGGCCAGUUCAGACAGGUGCUGUAUUAUGAGCUGCUGGCCAUCCGAGAGGCCUGUAUCAGCCUGGAGAAGGAGUACCAGCCAGGCAUCACCUACAUCGUCGUCCAAAAGCGCCACCACACACGGCUCUUCUGUGCCGACCGCAACGAGAGGGUUGGGCGUAGUGGAAACAUUCCCGCUGGCACAACGGUGGAUACAGACAUCACGCAUCCAUAUGAGUUUGACUUUUACCUCUGCAGUCACGCUGGAAUCCAGGGCACGAGCCGGCCUUCCCACUACCACGUGUUGUGGGACGACAAUUGUUUUACUGCCGAUGAGUUCCAGCUGCUUACCUACCAGUUGUGCCACACCUACGUGCGCUGCACUCGCUCAGUCUCCAUCCCUGCGCCAGCCUACUACGCCCACCUGGUGGCCUUCCGCGCCCGCUACCAUUUGGUGGACAAAGAACAUGACAGCGCUGAGGGCAGCCAUGUUUCCGGUCAAAGCAACGGACGAGACCCCCAGGCGCUGGCCAAAGCUGUUCAGAUUCACCACGACACCCUGAGGACCAUGUACUUCGCCUGAGCUCCAUCAACCAUUUCCAACACAUGCACACAGAAUCAUGCACGUCCGACUUGCCGGUUAAGGAGUCCUCAUAGGUGCAAGUCCAGCGUAUACUCACACACACUCACAGACACACAAACACACACACACUUAGUCAAUCCGGACCUGACACUGUGCAGAGGAAAGAGAAGAGUGGAGGAGGCACCCCCACACUGGACUGAGGAUGCAAACGCUGCUUUAGAAAAAACAAACUCAGCACUAUUAUGCAAUAUUAAACCAGCCAACUCGAUUAUUUCCUCCUGCAUCAGCGGCCUCGCUAACCGUCUCCCCCAUCUGUCUCUUUUUAUCGUAGCUGGUUGCUGUUGAUCAUUACUCUUCUCUUUCUCCUUUUUUUUUCUCCUUUGUAACAGUCCACUCAUCUGCUCUUCUGCCAUCGACAGUACCUCAAUUCAAAUUGAGCAGCAGCACUUUUACAUUCUGAUAGUUUUACUGGAUUUAUAUGUUUGUUUAUUUCAAAGUAAGGAGCCGAAAGAAGAAUCAGCUGGACAAUGCUCUCUGUUUUUAAAGUAUUUAAUUUGCCCUUAUGCCUUUUCUCUCGCUUCCUCCACUUACGCUCACGUGAUUCUUUUUUUUUUUUUAGCACACUGCCACCUGUUGGUUACGAGGUAAAAUGCGCCCCUGAAACGUUGGUCGCCAGGCUUGAGAUCUAUCCUUCAGCUGGGGCACUGUUUUUAACGUGGAGCGGUGCAGCCAUGUUUGGGCUUUAUUUAAAGUGAAACACUGUCAUUUCAUCCUGUUUUUUUAAAUUUUCAAUCUCCGGUCAGCCGUUUAUCUCACGUCCGCCACCCUCCCUCCCCCACCCUUGGCCUUGAGAUGUCGGAUAACUAGUCAAUGGAUUCUUCUAGUGCAAUAAUCAGCCGGGCGAAGGGAAGAAUUUAGGGGGUUGAAAAGACUCGAUAGGACGGUUAUCAUGGGCGGUCACGCACGGUUUGCCACUUGGGAGGCACUUUUACAUGUACAUUACUGUCCACCGAGAUGACGGGCUGCUGGGGUUUUGCCAUUGCUCUCAGUUGAAAUGGUGCAAGCGCGACUUGAAUGUGAGGAACUUCUCUGUGGCUCGCGGCCGUCGGAUCACAGGCUUCAUCGCGGAUCAUGUGCAGCAGCAGGGUUGAAGGACAGGCCACAGAGAGGGAACGUUGAAGUGCCUGGUGUCGGCAUGGAGUGUGUUUAAACAAGCAGCCAGAAGGUUUCACCGAAUGCCUAAUUUCCGACAACUGACUUUUCUACGUUGUUUUGUCAUCUCGCCAUGGGUUUAUUUAUUACGUGUGUGUGUGUGUGUGUUGUUUCGUCGAACACGUAUUAAACUACUACAAAGGUUCGAAUCCUCACAGCCUAAUUUUUAUUCCAGAGUUCAGGACACGGCUGAAUUCUCGCCAACCAAAACUAAAAGUUGAAGCAGAUUUUAACCAGCGACUUGGCUCCUCUCUGCUGCUAUCAAUCACGCGUGUCGUCGAGUCAGCUGCACUUAAACAAACAAAAAAAAGCAUGUGUUUCGGUGGGGAACACAGGCACGGUGCUACUAUUUCGGGGCGGGUCGUGGAACAGGAAACCUCACUUCGCCGGUGGACUCGAGACAGUCCGGCUGCUGUGUUCUGUCUGUUGGAACUCUGGAAUAGAUAGAGGGCGCCGUGGCAGUUGGUUGGAAGAUGGUUUCGUCCGCUGUUGACUACUUCUCAUGAGCACCUCAGUCGGGUCGAGCCUUUGUGACUUCAUGCGUCUUUUUAAAAGCCAGAUGGAAAGUAUAUUUGUACAAGGAGGUAACGCACACCACUUAUUUUUGCUAACAGAAAAUCAGAUGUAGUCGAAUUAUUAACCUUAGUAACACAUGUAUAAUUAUAGUUAAUGGGUUUAAAAGCUGUAUGAUAAACGUUUUAAUAUCGCAUUAGACUGUUCACCUGUGUCACUGUAUAACUAGUCGUGGACGUUAGUGACGUGAGUUUGGACUGUUAUUAGGGGCUUGUGCUUUGGUGGGGAAAAUACAAGCUACAAGGUUUUAAAUGCUUCACUUUCCUUUUUAAUUCUAUAUAUAUAUAUAUAAAAUAUAUUUCGAUGUUUGCGUAAAGACGUGAGAAUAUCAGAGAACUGUGUUCAUGUUUUUACUCUUGAACUGGUGCUGACGCCUGUGAAAAAAAAAAACAAAAGGAUGGAUGUAAGGAGGUCGUCGUGAAAGUGUUCAGUGGUCCAUUCCUUUGUUGAGGCUCGCGGAGAUGUUUGAAGAAGUGAAUGCCAGAAUGUCGUGGAAGGGACGCAUGACUCGUCAGAGCCAGUCGGAAUGAUGUCGGAUCGGAGGCGACGCCGCACGUUUUAUUUGAAUUGGUUGGUAACUCGCCGCCUCCGCUGCUGUCAGAAAUGGAGUUUGUGUGUAAACAAGACUCGAGGGCGCUGGAACACAUGUUUACAUAGCAGAUGUGUUUGCUUCCCUCACUCCUGAAAUGUCAGCCGCUCCGCUUUGCAGCUUGGAAGCUGGUAGCGCAGUGACCUAACAUGGGCAGGACGCGGGGUGCGAAGACUCUCCCUGUUUUUUUCCCUUUGUCACGCUAGUUGCUGAAACUGACAGGAAGCUGUAGAACAAGCGUUGAAGAAAUACUAGCCAAAUCCUCUACAAUAGGGUCAGUGUCUCCCUUUAAAUAAAGUGUAUUCCAUUUUGAGUACUCAGUAGGAGGCGAUGGUAGCAAUGGAAUAUGGGAAAAAAAAAAGUCCACAGAAAGUGCCUUUCCUCUUGAUGGUGCUGUAAACUGAAAGAAGUAAGAUGAAAACUUACAAAAAUAGAAUCUCCUUUACAAGAACGGAAGUGUUAGUUCUAAGCAAUGCAAACUUUAGAAAUCUGCCAAGUGAGUUUGUGGUUUUCCCCUUUCGGCUUAUUCAGUGUCUUGGACCAACGGUUGGUGCGGUGCGUGUCAGUGAGGGGGUGGGUUCAAAGGUUGUAGGCAGCGUGGCAAACAUAGCACAGCACUUUAAAGCCUGCCGCUCUAACGGUGGAGGACGAGAUGUUACCGAACGGAGCAGUUCAUCGCGUGCCUCAUGCUUCUUCUCCGGCUUCUGUGGUGGUUGCGAUCGGCUGGGGCUGGACGUGAGCAUUUCCUCUCAGAAGGGCAUUGGACGGCGGAAGUUUGGGGCGAGCUCGAAAUAAUCCCACCCUGGUUCCCGCCCCGUGGCAUUCUCUCAUCUCCAAACCGGCCUUGGGUCGCGCCCUAAAAUGGACGUGCGUCUCCCCCCCCUCUCCUUUCUCUUGAGCUGGUAGCGACUGAAUACUGUUGGGGUGAUGAAGUUGUACCUUCUUAGUCCUUACUACGAGAGAUCUCAACAGACGAACACUGCACCUCACUUACCUUGGUAUGCUGCAUAUGUUAUACUACAUGAAAGAAAAACUGCAAAUUUGCUUUUAUUACAUAUAAUGCUCGAGUAAUGCCUGAUAUUCUUAUACCUUUUCGAGUCAAAGUAUAACUGUAAAGAAUAUUCUGUUUUGUCUUAACACUUAUCCGAUUUUUUUUUUUUUUUUUUGAGAAAUUGUAUUGAGCCGACUUUGUUGUCCUAUUUAAAAUUGUGUUAUUACUUUUAAAAAAAUAUAUGAAAAAUAUAUAAGCGGUAUAUUUUAUGGUGUAUUUAUUGAGUGUUUUUAAGCGGCUGGAGUCUCCGCGUCCCUGUGUGGCAUGUGGGGGAGGGGGGUGGGGUUAAGAGGCGGAAGCCUUCUAGCCUCCUCCUUGAUGUUGGCGCCUUAUUCUCCGACACGCAAGCACAAGAACAUGGAGGACGAGGUGCGAGGGCUUCUUCAGUGCCUCUGCAGUGCCUCUGCUUUCACUACCACCCAAAAAAAAAUCAACACCCCCACCCCGCCCCCCAUGUUGCAUGCGUGAGGAAGGGAACCAUUUCAGAACCACUCGGACUUGAGUGUUGACUAGCUGACUCGUUUCAUCCCAAGCUGCUAAUUGGUACGUUCGCCGUAUGAGUUCCCUGAGCCGAGGAGCCGUUAAAGUAAAGAGAAGAAAAAAAAAAAAAAGUAUCGAAAUUUUAAGGUGGAAAAGUUUAGCUUAGACAGUAGUCCUCUUGGAUUGUGUUUUUAUUUGUGUCGUGCCAGAGCUUUUUGUUCAGCAGGAACAGGCCUCAUUCCACAAUGCCUCAGCCUUAAGUGCGUACUUAGACUUAACACGUGACCUUCUUGUGACGCUUCAGGUGACCUAGCAAGUAAACAAGCCUGCGUACUUGAGCUGCCCUGACACCUUCAUCAUCUCUCACGCUGCUCCCGAGCCCAGCUUGCGGUUCUGUCCACAUUUCAGUGCAGAAAUCAGGUGCGGGUCAAACAAUAUCGCUUCUUGUCGUUCCUUUUCCACCAGAAUUUAAGAGCGUUUUUUUUGUUUCCUCUCCACAAUGUUGCUUGACCUUUAUCGGACCUGACCCAGGUUGUUUCCUGGCUGGCAGAAACCUGUGCCUGUAUCACGAACCAAGGAUGUUGUGACAAGUUGCUUUUCUUUUCUUUUGAAGUCUUUCUUUCGGUUGUGUGGUUCAGACGGAGACAUGGAUGUUGGUUUUAUUUUUAUUUUUUUUCAGUCGAUCCUAAAAAUUCUCAUCACUUAAAGCCAUUGAUGGACCUUUGCUGUCAUUUUCCACCCGUUCUCACAUUAGCAUUCCAACCUCCAACCUUCGGCUAAUGUUAACGGGAAUGUGGGCAAUGUAGCCUGACUGUUCUGACUGUCCCUCCAAGGAGGAGAACCAGCACACAGGUCGGACUGUAAACCCUCACCACCCAGGUGACCCAUGUCUCGGUCUGUUUAUAUGUUGCGAAGGCUCUGCUGUACCAACAGCUCUAUUCCUUUCCGUGUCUCUUUUGUAACCCCCUCUUCAAGGAUGUUGGCCUUUAGUGUUGCUUUGCCUCAGUUUGAAGUGUAUGUUUGACUAAUACUUGCAAUAAAAAUGCUUUGCUUUA
Synchiropus splendidus (mandarinfish) is the source of this 8239-nucleotide messenger RNA. It is a transcript of the gene ago3a, whose product is annotated as protein argonaute-3. Lineage: Eukaryota; Metazoa; Chordata; Actinopteri; Syngnathiformes; Callionymidae. Gene Ontology annotation, molecular function: protein binding; RNA binding. The record is from RefSeq and is a predicted model, not a curated record. The transcript has 19 exons. Gene Ontology annotation, biological process: regulation of stem cell proliferation; regulatory ncRNA-mediated gene silencing. Bases 676 to 3279 code for a protein of 867 amino acids.